AUGUCGCUGAAAGAGAUCCAAGCAGAACACGGCCGCAUACUGCACAUAAUUAAAGGCCUAGAGAAGAAGUUAGUGCCUUUCUCUUACGACUUGGACUUCUGGUUCUCCUACGCGCAGAUCGAACAGCUUCAGGUUCAAGGCAUCGCACUCGAGGCCCACGAACAAUUCGUCAAGGAUUCAAAGAAAAGAUACUUCGAGGAUAUAGACGUCACGCGCUUUGGAGCCUGGCUGAUUAACAAGUCUGAUCCCGACCAGGGGCAACUAAAGGAAAACUUCAUGAAGUUCUUCCGAGGCUCAAGUCAUCGGCCAAACUUCCAAGACGAGAAGACUUUUCGGGAGCAGCUGGCACAAAAAUACCACGCCGGUCAGGAACCGGAAAAGAAAAGUGAAUACUGGGAUCAUGUGCUUGGCAAGUGGUCCCCACAUGAUCGAUGUCGGCCAGUCCGUCUCUUUCCAAGUCGCUGGGUCAAUAUUAUGGACAGAAUCUUUGGCGAAGGAGCCUCGAAAGAUAUCUCCAGCGCUUACAACGGACUUUUGACGCAUCCUAUCAUUGGUCGAGCUCUUGAUGAGGGUGUUCUGGCUCUCAUACCAGAUGAAUUUGACGAUGCGAAAGGCUAUCAAGUCGUUGUGAUCGACUACUGGCAUGAUUGCCUUGAGAUACGAUUGGACCGUGCGACUCCGGAGCUCGGUGUAACGUUUCUCUGGGAAGUUGAAGGCCGCAUGCUGUCCUUUCGCGACGCUAUAGCUGCUGCUUGGAGAUCCAAGAAUACCCAUGGUUACUACAAGUCCAAUAUUAGGGUCUACAUUGAGGAUGACGAUGAGGGCGGGACGAGCCCUAUCAAGCAUUCCCAAUACGUGAUGCAUGUGGGAAGGUUCUGGAGGCAGGCAUGCCGCGGAAAGCCCUUUGUCAGUGACAGCAUUCUGACGUCGUUAGUCAUGAUUGCAGGGCACCAUGCUGAUCCAACGAUUGACGAUGGCUUCGAUACCACCAAAGCCAAUCAUGAAGCUGCAGCAAUCAUCGUUGCCGAACAAGCCAGAAGAGGGAUUGACGACAGGGACCGGGUAUGUGUGGACGAAUACGAACGUCUCGACUGGGGCAUGGUCGCCCGAAUUCUGCAUUCAUGGGCAGAUGACAUUGCCAUAGAAAUCCGAAAGGAGCUUCUGAAAAGUAAAACCGCCGGCGAAUCCAUCGGACUUGAGGCCUGGAUGACGCGGAAGGACAACCACAAACUCAACUCACGAAUGCUCGCUCUCAAGCGGUUGAGCAUAAUCGCCGAAAAAAGAAGAUCCAGGGAUGGGUGGUACGAUAAACUCGACAAAUUUACCAGUCUUUUCGAAACUUACGACGGCACUCAAGUGGAAGGGGUGUCCCAGGAGGAAGCCUUCGCGCACAUCAUGUGCGGCGCAUACUGUCCCAACCCGCCCGAAUGCAACCAGCGAUGGGAUCCUGUUCUGCAUGAAUGGGGAGGUUUUCGAGUUGUUCGUGCGAGGCAUCUGUGUACACUACGUCACCGAGACUUACUGGACGACUGGAUAUAUGAUGAAAACACACCUGAUCAAUGGCUCAGUGCUCAGAAGGGUCUAUUCCUUCACGAAGACAUUGUCCAGGGUCUGAAGGAUGGCGUACUCUGCAUUGUUCCGGACGUCGGGGUUGAGCCCGAUGAGUUUGCCAGUGAAUCAGACGACGAUUCGGACGCAGAAGAUGACGAGCAUAGACAGUGCCUCAAAGCUUGGCAAGAAAGCCCCAUCAAGGAGUACAAAAUUCUUCUCAUCGAUCCCACUCACCCAUCAGCAAAGCAGGGCAAGACACUCAGCAUAAAGCAAGACAUAAUUUCUUUGAGGCAACUGGAAGGUCGAAAACUGAAAUUUCAGACAGAAGCUCGCCCUGGUGACAAUUUUGUUCGUUUGAACUUCCUUGCUUCCAUGGCCGUAGCCAGCUGGCGAAAGAUGGACCAGCGAAAGAGACGCAGACGAGUCAUCGAUAAACAGAUUCAACGCGCAUGCCGACACUGGGGAACCUGGGGCUAUGAGAUAUUCGAAAGGUUUGUACGAGACUGGCUUUUCGACAAUGACUUUUUGGAGGCCAUGAUUGCAUGCGAACGAGCAUAUCCUGGAAAGCAUGAGGUUGAGAAGGCUGAAGCUGAAGAGGCAUUCAAAAUUUUCAACUGA
Messenger RNA from Colletotrichum siamense, 2169 nucleotides. RefSeq lists its product as uncharacterized. The record is from RefSeq and is a predicted model, not a curated record. NCBI's taxonomy places the organism in Eukaryota, Fungi, Ascomycota, Sordariomycetes, Glomerellales, Glomerellaceae. The transcript has 3 exons. Bases 1 to 2169 code for a protein of 722 amino acids.